This is a messenger RNA of Siniperca chuatsi (mandarin fish), 9032 nucleotides long. RefSeq names its product ArfGAP with SH3 domain, ankyrin repeat and PH domain 1a (gene asap1a). Gene Ontology annotation, molecular function: protein binding; GTPase activator activity. The record is from RefSeq and is a predicted model, not a curated record. Gene Ontology annotation, cellular component: cytoplasm. Gene Ontology annotation, biological process: positive regulation of GTPase activity. NCBI's taxonomy places the organism in Eukaryota, Metazoa, Chordata, Actinopteri, Centrarchiformes, Sinipercidae. Bases 1612 to 4980 code for a protein of 1122 amino acids. The transcript is spliced from 30 exons.
AUUACACAGAAUAUUGCACACUUAUUAUUAAUUAUGGCGGAGAUGUAAUGCAAAACAACGUAUACAUAUGUUAAACAAAGGUAGCGGUAUGAAAAUGUGCAAAACCAGCAUAACAGAAAGUGUCAUGCCAUUUGUUUAUGGAGAGCCGAGGAUGAGGAGGGAAGAAGCUGGAGUCUGGUGGGACGGCAGCAGGCUGUGGCUGGAGGGGGGUUAACCACCGCUGCUGGAGGGGGGUUAACCACCGCUGCGGGCCUCCGGUCCUGGUCCGGCACAUGCCCUGCCAGUUUGUGGUGUUUGGCACGGGAACUUCUUCAGCUUCCUUAAGAAAUGCAGCCGUUUCUGAGCUUUGAGCAGGUGGAGGUGUGAGAGGGCCGUGUCCGGUUCUCUGUGAUGCUGAUUCCCAGGAACCUGAAGCUGUUCACCUGCUCCACCUCAGCUCCCCCUCAGCUCCACCUGUGUGUCUUCGCCUCCUUUUUCCUAAAAUCAACGAUCAGCUGCUUGGUUUUGCUGCCGUUGAGCAGCAGGUUGUUCUCCGUGCAGCGCGCUGCAAGAUGGCUGAUUUCCCCCCGAUAUGAAGUCUCAUUGCUGUUUGUAAUCCGGCCGAUGAUGAUGGCGGUGUCGUCCGCAAACCUCGCCACAGAGUUGCCUCCGUGUCGGGGGCUGCAGUCGUGGGUGUACAGCGUGAACAGGAGGGGGCGGAGCACUCGGCCCUGGGGGGCUUCAGCACCAGAGUGGAGGAGGUGUGACCGCCAAGCCCAACUGUCUGGGGUCUGUUUGUAGUCCAGUAUCAGGUGCAGAGUGCGGUACUCGAGCCCAGAGUGCUGAGUUUGCCAGUCAGUGUCAUGGGGGAGACUGAGUUGAACGCUGAGCUGAAAUAAUCAUUAUCUGAACACAAAGUACAGACUCUGGCCUAAACUUAGUAAACUCGUCUAUGUAGUUCCUGCGGACAUGUACGGUGAGAGACACUUGACCUGAACUGUAAAGGAACAACAGCAGACCUGAGAGCAGCGGGGCUCCGCCUCCGCUCUGCCCCGUAGCAUGAAGGCACUGCAGCAGCGAAAUUACAGCUUAGAAGCAACAACAAAUAAAGGAAACCUGAACGAAACAUGAAAUAUACCAAAACUGAAUUUCACCCUGUUUAUUUUAUUCAUGUGCUGACAGUUUUUAUUUGAUCACAAGUUAUAUUUUAGUUUGAAGUGUUAUAUUUAAGUAAAUAAACCAACUAGUUAACUCUGCAGAAAUGUGUUAUAGGCUGAGGCACUUCUGGGUAAAAUAUAACAUUUUUUUACUUCCUCAAAAACAUUUUUUACAUGGAGUUUCCUCUGCUGUAUAUACAGCAUUUCACUGGCAAACUGUCGCUUUUAUUGUGAAACUCCGCGCCGGGGUCACGUGGUGGUCGGCGUGUGGCUUGACAGCAGGUCAGAGGAGGAGAGAAAGGAGGAAUGAAUCAUCGGGAGGAGACAGACUGAUGAGAGACACUCAGAGGACAUCUGAUCUGAGACCAGCUGCACAGCCUCUCGCGCAGCAGCAGGUCCCUGAACGCACCGCGGGUCACCGAUCCCGCCGGGAGUCCUCCGUGUUCCUCUGCGUUUCUGGCCGAUUCUGGUGUGAAUGAUGUCGGAUCAGAUCUCCGUGUGUGAGUUCCUGUCGGAGACCACCGAGGACUACAACUCCCCCACCACGUCCAGCUUCACCACCCGGCUGCAGAGCUGCAGGAACACCGUCAGCAUCCUGGAGGAGGCUCUGGAUCAGGACCGCUCAGCUCUGCAGAAGGUGAAGAAGUCGGUGAAAUCCAUCUACAGCUCAGGACAAGAGCAUGCUGGGAACCAGGAGAGCUUCAGCCAGGCUCUGGAGCGACUGGGAGGAAACAACUUUGAACUGGGAGCAGCCUUCGUUAAGUUCUCCUGCCUCGUUAAAGAACUCGCCGCUCUGCUUAAGAACCUGCUGCAGAGUUUGAGUCAUAACGUGGUCUUCACUCUGGACUCGCUGCUGAAAGGAGAUCUGAAGGGAGUUAAAGGGGAUCUGAAGAAACCUUUUGAUAAAGCCUGGAAGGACUACGAGACCAAGUUGAAAGUGCAGAAUCUGAACACUAAUAGUGCGAACAGCACAAAGAUCGAGAAGGAGAAGAGGGAACACGCCAAACAACACGGGAUGAUCCGAAGUGAAAUCACCGGAGCUGAAAUCGCUGAAGAGAUGGAGAAAGAGAGGAGGCUGUUCCAGCUGCAGAUGUGUGAGUAUCUGAUCAAAGUCAAUGAGAUUAAAACCAAGAAGGGAGUGGACCUGCUGCAGAACCUGAUCAAGUAUUACCACGCUCAGUGCAAUUUUUUUCAGGACGGUUUGAAAACAGCCGACAAACUGAAGCAGUACAUCGAGAAACUGGCUGCUGACCUGUUCAAUAUCAAACAGAGUCAAGACGAGGAGAAGAAGCAGCUGACGGCCCUCAGAGAUCUCAUCAAGAGCUCCUUACAGCUGGACCAGAGGGAGUCCAGGAGAGACUCUCAGAGUAAACAGAGUGGAUACAGUAUGCACCAGCUGCAGGGAAACAAGGAGUUUGGCAGCGAGAAGAAAGGAUACCUGCUAAAGAAGAGUGACGGGCUGAGGAAGGUCUGGCAGCGAAGGAAGUGCUCAGUGAAGAGCGGCGUCCUCACUAUUUCUCACGCUACAUCCAACAGGCAGCCUGUCAGACUGAACCUGCUCACCUGUCAGGUGAAACCCAGUGCAGAGGAUAAGAAAUGCUUCGACCUCAUCUCCCAUAAUCGGACGUACCACUUCCAGGCGGAAGACGAGCCGGAGUUUGUCAGCUGGGUGUCUGUGCUGACCAACAGUAAGGAGGAGGCCCUGAACGUGGCGUUUCAGGGCGGAGGUCAGAGUUCAGGUGUGGAGGAGGAGGAGGAGCUCACCAAGAGCAUCAUCGACGAGGUGCUGCGGUCGCCAGGCAACGACACCUGCUGCGACUGUGGAGCUGCAGAUCCUCGCUGGAUCUCCACAAACCUGGGCGUUCUGACCUGCAUCGAGUGUUCAGGGAUCCACAGGGAGAUGGGAGUCCACGUGUCCAGAAUCCAGAGUCUGGAACUGGACAAACUGGGAACCUCGGAGCUGCUGCUUGCUAGGAAUGUUGGGAACUGUAGUUUCAAUGAGAUCAUGGAGGCCAGCCUACCGUCUCCAUCCCUGAAGCCGACGGCCUCCAGCGACAUGACAGCGAGGAAGGAGUUCAUCAAUGCCAAGUACAUCGACCGCAAGUUCGUCAGGCGUACCGCGUCCACGUCGACCAGCAGGUCGGAUGACGUGUACGAAGUGGUGCGAUCCAGAGAUGUGCUGUCAAUCAUCCAGCUGUACGCUGAGGGGGUGGAGCUACUGCAGCCCCUCCCCGAACCAGGCAAGGAAGCAGGAGAGACGGCGUUACAUUACUGUGUUCGGACAGCUGAUCACACCUCUCUCCACCUGGUCGACUUCCUGGUCCAGAACAGUGGUAACCUGGACGGACAGACGGACAGAGGAAACACAGCUCUGCAUUACUGCUGUCUGUACAACAAACCACAGUGUGUGAAGCUGCUGCUGAGAGGAAAACCUGACAUCCACAUCACCAAUCAGAGCGGAGAGACAGCGCUGGACAUUACCCGCAGACUGAAGAACUCCCAGUGCGAAGAACCGUUGGUGGAGGCGGUUUGUGGCAGGUUUAACCCUCACGUUCACGUCGAAUACGACUGGAACCUCAGACUGGACGAACUGGAUGAGAGCGAUGACGAACUGGACGACAAGCCCUGUCCGGUGAAGAAGGAGCGCUCUCUCCGUCCUCAGAGUUUCUGUCCGUCCUCCAGUGUUUCCUCUCAGGAGAAGCUCUCUUUGCCGGCCUCCUUCGUUCCAGCUCACCGGGACAAGCAGCGGCUCUCCUAUGGGGCAUUUGCCAAUCCUGUCUACAGCACCUCCUCCGAGAAUCCUCCAUCCCCCGGGCCCGACACCUCUGGACCUUCACCGGCUGCCAGGAGCCAGGGGAAAGGCCCCGCCGCCAGCCCGCCCACCUCCCUCGCCCUCACCUCCCAGACCAGUGGAGGAGGAAGCUCCACCCUGAAGAAGAGACCCCCUCCCCCUCCACCUGGACACAAGCGCACCCUGUCCGACCCCCCCAGCCCAGUGCUGCAGGGACCCACAGGUAAAGGAAGCGAGUUGACCCCCCCACCUGGAAACAGGACCAACAAGUUUGAGGGAAUCCAGCAGCAGCAGAGUACGACCUCCAGUAACACCAAGUCCACGCUGGGACCCAGAGUUCUACCCAAACUGCCUCAGAAAGUGGCUUUAAGGAAGAUCGACACCAUCCACCUCCCCUCUGUGGACAAACCCAGCCAGCCUCCAGACCUCCUCCACAAACCCUCCUGCUCUUCCCAGUCCGACCCCCAGAAGUCUCCUCCCUUCAUUGACACCUCCCCUAAACCCCCUCUCACCUCGGUGGACUCCGCCCAGAGAGCCCCAUUGGCGGAGAAGCCCCAGCUGUCCGACCUCCCCCCCAAGCCUAACCUGUCCGACCUCCCCCCAAAACCCCUCCUCAAAGACCUCCCGCCCAAACCCCAGAUCGCAGACCUUCCCCCCAAACCGCCACUCAGUGACAGGCCUGGCCCCGCCCCUGUUGCUACAGAGACGCAGGGAUCCAAGAUGGCACCGGCAGCAGAGAGCCAGUCGUUGGUCCAGCAGGGGGAGCUGUCCCCGCAACAGGCCGCUGAAGAUGUUGACGAGUCGGCGCCCGGUGCCGUGGAGACGCCCGUCCCGCUGCCGCGCAAAAUCAACACUGUGAAGAGCAAAAUCCGGCGGGUGAAAACCAUCUACGACUGUCAGGCCGACAACGAGGACGAACUGACCUUCGCCGAGGGAGAAGUCAUCGUCGUCACUGGAGAGGAGGACCAGGAGUGGUGGAUCGGACACAUCGAGGGACAGCCGGAGAGGAGAGGCGUCUUCCCCAUGUCCUUCGUUCACAACCUCUGUGAUUGACAGCCACAGAGACACGUGUGAGGCCGCCGCCCAGCAGCACGAGCCCCGCCUACCUGCUGAGGUCACACAGGUGACAGUGGGCGGAGUCAGUCAGUUAGUGAGUAACCGGCUGCUGACCAAUAGGAACAAACUAAACCAAGUCUCAGUUAAUGAAGUCCUCGCUGUACAUAGACUCUAUUAUUCUGCCUAACAGUGUUACCAUAGCAACCCAGCACGCAGACCCGGGCGGGCCGUAGCAAAGGAGUCUACAGAGAAGGAAAACGCACACAGGUGAGAGGAAAGGUCAGAGGUCAGUCAAAUCUGAAGGGGUCGUCCUCUGAGCAGCAGGACUCUGAUUGGACCGACGGCGCCCUCCGCUGGCCCAGCAGCGAAUCACGCCACCAGCCAAAAACUCAGAAGCACAAGAAAAGAAACACAAGCACAACGUUAGUGAACGGAUCAUCCACCAGCGUCAGUGGACGGUCGACCGUCACCUUCAUCAGCGAGGUCCUGCGUCACCUCACGCAGAGGGAACUGUCCUCCUCGUGUUCUGGCCCGCGGGGGCUGCAGCCUAGCACCUGUGAGGCACACCUGGACGGAUCGCCACUCUAUAGUUCAGCGCUGCGGACUGUCGGCCCCACGAGGGGGCGCUGGUUCGGUGCAGCGUGUGUUCGUAACGUGUUCCCCGUCCUUGGUCGUGUUCUCGUUCACUUUUUCUUGUCGUCCAGCCAAAUACAAAAAAACAAAGGAGCGCUCCGUCUUGCUCCCGUGAGGCCGCCAUCUUGUUUUCCGGUGCGUGCGCACCGACAGACGCCACUCCCAGUCCACCUGCUGUCUCCACAACCCAGCCCGGCUGAUUUAUCACACGGUUUAAUCUUCUCCCACUUCCCGUGUCUUUGUUUGUCGGCUUAUAAGUAGCAAGAGGUGUUUGAGGAACUUUCAACAGUAUCCAGGUGAGUCUGACCCCAGUACAGCUUCAUGUGUGUCAGGUGAGACCUGGAGUGAGGUUUUAGAUCAGUUUCGUCAGUGUGACUUUUCCUUCUCUUCAGAUUCCUCAAAUCUCUCCGAAGCCGACUGUUCGCUCUAACUGUAUUUACUGUAUCUAAGUGUAUAAAACACACACCUGUGCACACCUGUCCCCUGUGUAUGUUUCUGUGCAGGUCCUCAUCAAUCCGGUUUCGUCUCAGCGGAACCGCACUCUGAUUUCAUGAUUUCGAGUCUCGUGUUCUUAAAGUUUGACUUUUCUUUCAAAAAGUGAAAACGCGACGACUUUCUCCCCGAAGUGUUUCAGGUAAAUCCACGAGAGGAUUCAGCGUGAGAGGAGACGCUGCCUGCGAGUCCCAGAGAGCGAUAAGAGGGAAUAAAGACGGAGACCCGUUAGACCCGUUAGACCCCUCUUAGAGCGAAGAAUAAAACCAAUCAAGGAUCAAUUGACGCAGAUGAUUGAUUGAUUGAUUGAUGAUCUGUCAAAAGUCAAAUCAAGAAGUUUUAAAAUCAGUUAAUCUCAGCGUAUUCGAGUGAUUCAGGCGCCGCCGGCCUCGCCGUCACACGUUUUCACUUUCUGUUCUGGAAAAGAUAAAUUCACUAAAUGAGUUAAAGCGCUCGCAGUUACUCACUGUUAACUUACUUUCAUUGAUCAGGAUGUAAUUAAGGUGUUUCAAAAGCGAUGAAUCAAUGGAUGAAUUGGUUGUAAUAAUAAUAAUUAAAUAACGUGAAAACCGUCCAUUGAUUUUUACAGUAAAAGGACUUAAUUUGUCAGGGAUGAUUUCAUCAAUCUUAAAAUAUGAUAAUCCAUUAAUUUCCAAUUAAUUAACCCCACAGUUGGGGUGAACCUUGAAUUUGCUCCUCAAGUUCAAGUUGAGGGUUACCUGUAAUGUUAUUUUGUAAAUUCAAAGGGUUUUUACCCUUUAAAAAAUCAAAUAUUUCAAAGUAACCUGUAAAUUAAGGGGAAAGUCGUGUCCCUUCAGGGGUUAGUUAAGGGUUCAGUGAGGACAUUUUAAGGGAUUGUUGUUUUAAAGUGAUUGUGAAAAGGCGGACAUUUUGUAAUUUGGUGGCGUUACAAUCGAAUCAGGGAGUGUGUGUUAUACAGAUGUGAAGCUGAAAGCUGUUUAUGUUGUUGAUCGGUGGAAACUGACUGUUCGGUUGGAUUAAUGAGCUGGAUGUCUCCAGGACAUCUGGAUAUGACAUUUAUGGAAGAAGAUGUCUUCAUAUCUGUCUGGUUUAGCAUUAAUCUGAUCCAGGAUGAGGGUCUCGCAGGUUUACAUCUGCAGCAUCAGGAAAUAGUCUGAUAGCAUUAAAGGAAUUUAGAUAAAUGCUCUUGUUCUCUGUCGUCUCUCAGUACAGUGAGAGGUGUUUAGCCUAGCUUAGCACAAAGACUGGAAGCAGGGGGAAACUGCUAGCCUCUGUAAAAAAACAACAGACAACUCUGUCUGAUUUACAUGUUGACUUUGAGCGAGACAGAAAACUUCGGCCUAUGUAUAGAAAUCUCAUUUAGAUGAUUCCUGUCCAGCAUGUCGACAGAGGCUGUACCUCCAUUAACCUGCCGAGCUUCAUUUAUUCUGCAUUUUAUGACUAAAUAAUCAAGACUCAGCGUAACGACAGAAGGAAUAUUUCAGUCACGUUAGUUUCAUUCAAGAGCCUCAGUUUGCUAAUGUUAGCUUGAAGCUCAAACAGGAAACCAAUGUUUUGAAGGCUAACAAGCUGCUGCUAACUGAAAAUAAAUGCUGUCUAGUCAUACUAAGUUAAGUACGUUAGCCAGUUAGCGUAGCGUUUUAGAUUACAGGACUGUUCAGUCACAAAGUGAUUCAGCAAAACUAAUCUUAUGAAGUUAUUACCGUGACUUUUGGAGCUCCGUGCGUUCACACGUCUUUGUGAAGCAGGUGGCUCGUUCAGCUUAGCAUCGUGAGCUACUAUAGCUGGAGAGCUAACCUCUAAGAUGCUAGGUUGUGGUUGAUACUGUCACUAGCCAGCCACAGUAGCUGGCAGUGACCAAGCUAGCUAGCUAGCUAGCUGGCAGCGAUUCAUUUGAAAGUAACUGUUUUGCUAAGAAGUUUUUAUGCUGGUGAGUUUUUCGAACACGGCACCUUCCACAAGCGUUUAAUGCCUUUUGUCCACGUAGCCCUGUAGAUGUUAGUUACACAGUCGGAGGGAAAGCUGAUGGUUUGUUAAAGUAUUGAUGAGACGCAGCAUUAGAUUUCAUCCCUAAAUACAAAUAUUUCUUGCUAGCAUGGCGGCUAACCAACGCGUUAGCUAAGGACUCUCAUGAGAAUGAGGUUAUCAGCAUUAUCAGCUCUGUGUGCUAGUUAGCUUAAAUGCAACCAAGCUAAUGAGCAUGACACUAAACUGUCUUUAAUGAAAAGUUAUAUGUGUUUCAACAUUGUUUUUGAAAGUGAAUUAAUUAUUAUUGGAAACAGUAAAACACCCUGAGAGCCGAUGUUAACAAUGAAACAAACAGUAAAGUCUCUGUUUCUGAAUCUUCUUGUGAAUUUGUAUUUUAAAGGAACAGUCCGACAUUUAAAUCCUUUUGUUCUCAGAGUCAGACGUUUCCGAUGGAUCAGUUUCAUCUGUGUCCAGUACAGAAAUGGGUUAGCCUAGCUUAGCACAAACACUGGAAGCAGGGGGAAACAGCUAGCCUAGCUCGUAACGCUACCUUCAAUAAAACACAGCUGAUCUCGUCUGACAAACAGAAGGAUUUCACGAAACGUCCGACUGUUUCUUAAAGUUUGAUGUUUGAUGUUUGGAACCGGAGGAGUCACCAAAGAAAAAAGAAGACGUUGUCUUGUAAUUAUGACUUCCUGUCAGCUAAUUAGCAUUAUGGCAGCGAGACAGCGUUAUCCUUGGUAUAAAACCAUUUUCAUGCGAUUGUCAUGUUUCGUGUUGUGAUUAUGUGAGAACGUCUGCGUUGUUUUCCUUUGGUGUUUCUGUGGUGUUGUGCUGAACACGUUGACCCCGUCUGGCCUCGUCCGGACCGGCGGCUCUGGAUCCUGGAAGGUGAAAUGUGCACUCUGAAGUUUAACGUGUGUUUAUUUAGCGUUUGUGUCAGGAGGGACAAUAAAACUGUUACUGCAAACGUA